Molecule: messenger RNA, 429 nt
Organism: Caenorhabditis remanei
Lineage: Eukaryota; Metazoa; Nematoda; Chromadorea; Rhabditida; Rhabditidae
Exons: 3
Coding region: 1-429 (142 amino acids)
Source: RefSeq, a predicted model, not a curated record
AUGCUAUUUCUCUUCUUCAACUCCAAACGACCCAAUGACACUGAAGAAAUCACACAAGAUAUGCUCAACUUAGCCAGUAAUCAGUCAGCCAAAGCCGUCUACAACAAAGCUUUAGCGGAAUGUUUGAUGAAAAUAAAGAAGGAUAUCUUCUGCGUGGAAUCAAUCAAAACUUGUACCCGCGCUGAGAGGUUGGCCAAAAGAGUAUUGGAAUUUGGAAUCCGAAAAUACAGAAUAGGCGGUAAAAAGGCAAAGAUCCUUACCGAAUUCUUCAAAUCAUGCGCAGACAUGGUCAGGAUCACAUUUGAGUUGCGAAUAAGAAUGGUUCCAACAAUGGCAGAGGAAAUUGUACUUGAGUGGGCAGCGGAGACGGAGAAGAAACUAAACUCUGAAAAGGGAGAGAGGCGUCGCAAUCAAAAAAUACUGAUGUGA